Messenger RNA from Macadamia integrifolia, 1857 nucleotides. RefSeq lists its product as uncharacterized. The transcript has 3 exons. Lineage: Eukaryota; Viridiplantae; Streptophyta; Magnoliopsida; Proteales; Proteaceae. The record is from RefSeq and is a predicted model, not a curated record. Bases 175 to 1251 code for a protein of 358 amino acids.
CAAACACUCUCAAAACCUCCAUUUCUCCUUCCACAUACACCAGUUUGCCUCCAAAAUCAAAUCAAGCUUCUAUUCAUCAUUUCCCACCAUUCCUUAGCAUCAAAUCACUUCAGGAUAUUGUGGCUUCUCCAUAUCACACUUUUGAAGUAAAAUCGCCACCAUUUCAUCAAUCUCAUGGCACAAAAUGAGGAAUUCAAUGCCACAUGGUUUAGAAUCCCUGUUAACCGAGAUAAUUGGAGGCACUUCAACUCCAAGGCCAUUAUUAUAGAAUGCCCUAUCAGAGUGCAUGAUCUCCAAGAUUUUUGGGUACAAGAAAGAUUCGUAGCCUUAGGGUGGGAGGCUAUGUUGGAUGUGGACAAAGAGGUUUACCCACAGCUGGUUCAUACCUUCUGCUGUAAUCUUACCGGCAAGCAACUCUACAUUGGGGAGUACAAGGUAUACAGCCGAGUGGGUGGUCGAGAUAUCAUUUUCACCUCAAUUGAAUUUGGGGAAAUCAUUGGGGUUUCUUCUAAAGGUAGCAACAUCUAUUGCCCUCCCCGGACUUCUUCCAAAGGCUUCUUCAAUAGCACAAAACUGGCAUUCAUGAAAGCCAAUGUCAUAGUAGGUGGUGAAGUUAAUUGGGCUCUCUUUGCUAAUUGGAGACCUACGCCCAAGGUAUUGUGCAGGAUUGUGCAAUACAAUAUUCUUCCCAUCCAUGGCCAUUUCAACAAGGUGUCUCUCAUGCAAGCAUACACAACCUUCUUUCUCUACAUAGGGGAGAAAAUCAGCUUGCCUUACAUAAUGCUAAGGCAAAUGAUGGCUUGUGUUUAUUGUCUGGCUGAUGGCUACCUUUUCUAUGGUAAGGUACUAACCAAGGUAUUCAGGCAUAUAGGCAUCAACCUAGAGGGUGAGAAAAGGAUGGAUACACAUGUCAUUCCUUUUGAUCGUGCCAUCUUAGAGAAAAUGAAACUACAUGAGUAUGCUGGUAGUGAUCAGGAUGAAGCACCCGCAGCUAAGGAAGACUUGGAGGAGCAUGAAGAGAAUGUGCAUAAGGGUGAGGAUGAGCUACAGGAGGGAGAUGGGACACAACAGAGAGAUGAGCACCAGCCUGAGGAAGGGGUACGUGUUAGGGAAGAGGAGGAGCACUCAAAUCCCUUCCAUGAUUUCGAUAUUAGCGAUAUUGAUGUAAAUCUCAUGGAAGAGGACAUGGCAAGUUUAGGAAUCCCACCCACACAUGUUCCUGAGAGUACCCAUGGUACCAAAUCCUACUAGGGAGAAGACUUUCUUGGCUAGUUUCACUUCCCAGACUCACUUCAAGACUGCUCCCAUUCUGACUCAGCCUUCUACCUCUACUGGAGUGCUGGAGCACGUGGACAGAGAUUUUGCUCAAGUUGCCACUUGUUUGGAUAGUUUGGAGUCUCAGGUUGGCACUAGCUUAAAUGCACUUGCUUCCAAAGUUGGGUUUGUGGAGUCUUCUUUUGAGGGAUUGGCAGAAUGCAUGCGCAUUUCGCCGAACUAUAGACCUCCCUGCUUUCAAGCUUAAUCUCAGCGGGCUUCUUCCUCUUCGAGUCACUAGCGGCAAUCUCAGCAACAGAGCUCAACUGUCUCCAUAAAUUUUCUCUCACUUUCUGACUUGUCUUUGUCUUUCUUAUUUUGUGUACAAAUUGACUUAAAUCAGUUCUUUUAGACUCUUAGUUUGUACUUAAUCCCUAUGGGGUUCUGUUGUUUCACCCCCAUUUUGUACUUACGGGGUUUCUUUCCCUUUCCUUUUUGUACUUCUAUCUUUCUUGUGGGAGUUCUAUCUAUUAAGGUUUACUCAAAUAUGUAAUUUCUUAAUUUUUAUCUUUCAUGUAAUGAAAUCUUAAUGAGAUUUAUCUA